AUGGCUGGUAUAGACGCCCUCCUUCAAGGAGAGCCGCAAGGGACCGGCCAGCGCCAACCUCGCACCCAAGAACCCGAUGAGCUGAAGCGCAGCCUUGAGGAGCUUCUCCUCACACCCUCACCAGAGUUCUCGCCUGAAUGGCUCAACCGACUGCAGCAACGAUGGGAUUUUGAGGCUGACUACACGUCUCUGUUCAAGGUGGCACCGCCGCACACAAGAACUCUCACUAGAUUUCAACGCCAUGGAUUGGAGGGUCGUGUUACAGGUUACAAGAACGUCACAGUGCCUGCCAACAGCGCCACCGCCAAGAAUUCGACCAGCUUGCUACGAAAACCUGCAAAUCGCGCAGACUUUGUGAGAGGUGCUGCUGGAUUCUUCCCUUUUGCGCCUGGUGGCCUUGAGGGCAUUGAAGCUACUGCGGCGUUUGAAGAUCAAAUCCAUUCUGGAGAUAUUGCCAAGUCUAGUGGUUCUGGAAACAAGCUGGAGAGGGUGAUUCAGCUAGGUGCUGAAGGUGGACUGCUUGAGAUUGCCCCUGGAAUGAGCAGAGGUAUCGACUUUACUAAGAAGACGACCGUCAACGAAGAAGAUGCGAAUGCCAUCAAGGAGGUGCUUGAGGAGGAUCCCGAGGAGGCUAAGGCUGCACCCGAUGCGAGCGAGGACGCUUCCCCUGAAACUGCUACCCCAGAUCUAACACCAGACUCUGGUGAAGAUGGCGACGACAUUGACAGCAUUCUCCCUGUCGAAUUCCCGGCCUUGGAGCCUCACGGUGUCCUUGCUGCGUCUAGUGCUCGCAAAGCUGGGCGUGAGUGGGCGCACAUGGUCGAUAUCAACCACGACAUGUCCAACUUCAGAGAACUCGUCCCAGACAUGGCGAGGGAGUGGCCUUUUGAGCUCGAUACCUUCCAGAAGGAGGCCGUUUACCAUCUUGAGAAUGGUGACUCCGUCUUUGUGGCUGCACACACUUCAGCUGGCAAGACAGUGGUGGCAGAGUAUGCGAUCGCCCUGGCAGCCAAGCACAUGACAAAGGCCAUCUAUACCUCUCCCAUCAAGGCGCUGAGCAACCAAAAGUUCCGCGACUUUCGACAGACUUUUGACGAGGUGGGAAUUCUUACCGGUGAUGUCCAGAUCAACCCUGAGGCUAGUUGCCUCAUCAUGACGACGGAGAUUCUACGAAGUAUGCUCUACCGAGGAGCUGACUUGAUUCGAGAUGUCGAGUUUGUCAUUUUCGACGAAGUUCACUAUGUCAACGAUUUUGAACGUGGUGUCGUGUGGGAAGAAGUCAUCAUCAUGCUGCCUGAGCAUGUCUCCCUCAUUCUACUAUCAGCCACGGUGCCCAAUACCUAUGAGUUCGCCUCAUGGGUUGGACGGACAAAGCAGAAGGACAUCUAUGUCAUCUCUACGCCAAAGAGACCUGUGCCCUUGGAGCACUACCUCUGGGCUGGAAAGAACAUCCACAAGAUUGUGGAUUCGGAGAAGAAGUUUAUCGAGAAGGGCUGGAAGGACGCACACCAUACUAUCCAAGGGAAGGAUAAGCCCGAGGCCGCUAAAACUACUGUUGCAACCCGAGGAGGCAACCAACGAGGAAACCAGCGAGGUGGUCCGCAGCGAGGUGGACCCCAAAGAGGUGGCCGAGGAGGGGGUCAGCAAAGAGGAGGCAAUCAGCAACGAGGUCGCGGAGGACCUCCUCGAGCAAGCCAUGCCCCUGGCCACAUGGGUCGCGGAGGCCGCGCGGGUGGCUUUACAUCAGUUGCGCAAGACAAGAACCUCUGGGUUCAUCUUGUCCAGUUCCUCAAGAAGCAGACCCUUCUCCCGGCCUGUAUCUUUGUCUUUUCAAAGAAGCGAUGUGAGGAGAACGCCGAUGCUCUCAGCAACCAGGACUUUUGCAACGCCACAGAGAAGAGUCAUAUCCACAUGAUUAUCGAAAAGUCGGUGGCUCGGUUGAAGCCAGAAGACAGACAGCUACCGCAGAUCAUCAGACUACGAGAGCUCCUGAGCCGGGGCAUUGCUGUUCACCACGGUGGUCUCCUACCUAUCGUCAAGGAGCUUGUUGAGAUCCUUUUUGCACAGACACUUGUCAAGGUGCUGUUCGCUACAGAAACAUUUGCUAUGGGCCUGAACCUCCCUACACGAACAGUUGUCUUUUCUGGAUAUCGCAAGCACGACGGACACUCGUUCCGAAACCUGCUACCUGGCGAGUAUACACAGAUGGCUGGCCGAGCUGGCCGUCGUGGCCUGGAUACUGUUGGAUCAGUCAUCAUUGUCCCUCCUGGUGGACUUGACGACGCUCCUCCGGUUGCAGACCUGCGCAACAUGAUUCUGGGAGAGCCUUCGAAGCUACGAUCACAGUUCCGACUCACAUACAACAUGAUUCUCAACCUGCUCCGCGUGGAAGCCUUGAAGAUCGAGGAGAUGAUUAAGCGCAGUUUCUCUGAGCAUGCUACACAACAGCUACUUCCAGAGCACGAGAAGGAUGUCAAGCUGGCACAAGCAGAUCUGGCAAAGGUCAAGCGAGACUCUUGUGAGAUCUGUGAUGUUUCAAUGGACGAGUGUCAUCAGGCCGCCCAGGAUUUCAAGCGGCUCACAUUCGAGUUGUACAAGGGCAUGUUAGCCAUCCCGAUAGGCCGCAGGAUGUUCUCCUCGAAUCGCCUCAUUGUGUUCAACUGGGACGGUGUCCGCUCCGUUGGCAUUCUCCUAGCGGACGGUAUUAGUAACAAGGGCACGUCGGAGGAUCCAACACUGCACGUCUGCGCCAUCAAGUCCCUCCGAGAGCGACGCGACGCGACCGACCAGCUCCCCUUCAUCCCUGCUUUCACCAAGUAUCUUCACGAGCUUCCCAAGAGCAAGAAGCGGAUGCAAACCAAGACGCUUCACGUUCCGUUGAGUGAUGUGGAGUGUCUCACCAGAUGGGUAACCAAGGGUAUUCUUCCAGAGAUUUUCCAGGGCGGUGACGGCUAUCACCAAGCGAAGGAACGUCUUCAGGAGCUCUGCGGCUCAUGGGGUGAUAAAUGGGAGGAGCUUGAUCUUUCCCGGAUCAAGCAGCUUCAACUGCAAGAGAUUGUGGAGAAGAGGAUCGACUUGGUCAAGACGAUAUCAAACUCGUCCGCCACGAAGUGUCCAAACUUCUUGAAGCAUUUUGCCAUGUGUCACGAUGAGUGGCUCAUCAAGGAGCACAUCUCCCAGUUGAAGCAGUCUCUGUCGGACCAGAACCUCCAACUUUUGCCUGAUUACGAGCAGCGUGUCCAGGUGUUGAAGGAGCUUGGCUUCAUCGAUGAGGCAACUCGUAUUCAGCUCAAGGGCAAGGUUGCUUGUGAGAUCCACUCGGGAGACGAGCUUGUCCUCACCGAACUCAUCCUUGACAAUGUGCUCGCCGACUACGAGCCUGCCGAAAUCGCCGCUCUUCUGUCGGCGUUUGUGUUCCAGGAAAAGACAGACAUUGAACCCUCACUCACCGGCAACCUCGAGCGCGGCCGUGAUACCAUUGUCGCCAUCUCGGAGAAGGUCAAUGAUGUGCAAACACGGCUGCAGGUGAUUCAGUCCGCCGACGACUCCAACGACUUUGUUUCACGACCUCGUUUUGGCCUCAUGGAGGUUGUGUACGAAUGGGCGAGGGGCAUGACCUUCAAGAACAUCACCGGCUUGACCGAUGUGCUGGAGGGAACUAUUGUGCGAACGAUCACGCGACUGGACGAGACAUGUCGUGAGGUGAAGAACGCGGCGAGGAUUGUUGGUGAUCCAGAGCUGUAUCAGAAGAUGCAGCAGGCGCAGGAGAUGAUCAAGAGGGAUAUUACGGCAGUGGCUAGUCUUUACAUGUAG
This is a messenger RNA of Fusarium keratoplasticum, 3813 nucleotides long. RefSeq lists its product as uncharacterized. The record is from RefSeq and is a predicted model, not a curated record. Gene Ontology annotation, cellular component: Ski complex. The coding region runs from base 1 to 3813 and encodes 1270 amino acids. Gene Ontology annotation, biological process: nuclear-transcribed mRNA catabolic process, 3'-5' exonucleolytic nonsense-mediated decay. Lineage: Eukaryota; Fungi; Ascomycota; Sordariomycetes; Hypocreales; Nectriaceae. The transcript has 2 exons. Gene Ontology annotation, molecular function: RNA helicase activity; RNA binding; ATP binding.